CCUUUGUGUCUAACGUUAGAGCUACUGGGCCACAUUCAUCAGUAAACUCGAGGUGCUUUGCACUGCUGCAGUGAUCCAAGCUAGCUGUAAAAUCUGACUUAUUCAGCCGGUGAAGCUGUGUUUAUCAUACUGGCUGCCUUAGAUGCUCUUGUAUGUCAAGGUGUAGUGGAUGGAUGGGAUAAAGGUAUUCUAUAAAUGGACUCCACUGGAUCAACUGGAAUUUCUACAUUUCCCAUCCAAUUCCACAGGAACCUGGUUCAGCUUUACUUGCUAGGACACUUUCACUUCGUGACCUGAGGCAACUUUGCAUCAGUUGUCCAUGAGCUAAUCUAUGCUGUGCCAAGGAUUCUAGGCUCAUCCCGUUCCAUCUAAUCCGAAUAAAUGAAGAAAGUGACUAUGAAAUCGCAACAUCUACCAUCUGCUAUUUCCAUCAGUGAGGACAAGUACAUUACCAGGGAUCAACUUAACUCUUUACUGAAGACGUAUAACUAUUUUUAUGCUGACCAAGAGAAUCUGCAACUCUCCUAUAAUCAGCCAGAAGGCAGCAAACCAGUUAUCGAAGGUAUCCUGGCUAUUUUUUGGGGAGUACGUUGUCCCAUCUGGUUAAAAAUCCAAGAUGAGAAGCAAAUUCCUCCCUUUGUGACUCUGAGGUCGCCAGAGCGUGUGGGUUUGCUCCCUAGUAAAAGGGGGAUGAUGCGCUGGGGAGAAGUUCAUAAUCUCCAUCACAUUAGUGAAGAGAUACCAAAUUCUUCAGAAGAUCCCCCAAACCGUGAGGAAGGUUGCUUCUCUUAUGAGAGCAGCACCCUGAAGCCAAGGAGGGUGCCGGAGCUCAACUCCCUGACCCCUCACAGAACCAGAACUUUGAGUGAUGCUGCACAAGUGAGGAAAGGGGCAAAUUCCCCCACAAUAGCCAGAAAAGACGUGGAAACGCACCGGUUCUCCAUUAAUGGGCAUUUCUACAACUACGAGACAUCAGUUUUCACUCCAGCCUUUGGAUCAGAAACUAAAAUAAGAAUAAACAGUAACAUGAAAACAGGAGAGGUGAUAGAGCAACUGCUUCAGAAAUUUAAGAUUGAAAACAGUCCACAAGAAUUUGCACUUUAUAUCAUCCAUGCAUCAGGAGAAAAGAAAAGGCUCAAGAACACAGACACUCCACUGCUGGAGAGACUUUUACAGGGUCCCUCAGAAAAGAUUGCCCAAUUUUUUCUUAUGGACAAGAAUGCAGAAGAAGUUACCAGUGAUGUUGCUCAGUACCUUAAAUUUCACGUUCCUCUUCUGGAAUCUUUUCUGCACAAACUAGAUGAAGAAGAAGAACGGGAGAUUCAACAGACAAUUGCAAAAUACGUUAGGGAGAAGGAUAUCAUACGUCAGCACCUUGACAGUAAAACAGUAAUAAAAACGGAGACUACUAUAUAAUGUCACAGCCUGCAGCUGAUAAAACACUUCCUCUAAGCCAAAGGAGACUUAAUUUUCUAUCCCUUAUAUCCUUGGAAAUAUUGAGAAUGUGCCAUAACACUGACAUCUUUAGCACAUGGGCCUGUCAAGUGGGGUGAGGUGUGUUGCUGGUGACUGCGCAUCUGGGAUUGAAAAGAAACUCCACUGCGAUCUGAAUGGGAAUUAAGAAGAGCUGAUAAAAACCGUAUUGUUCUCUAGCAUGGGUACUGCUCAUUGUGAACACUCAUGUAACUUGAAACUUUAGAAAGGAGAAAAGCCAAUUAAAAGGGCACAGCUUUGAAACCUGUUCACUUGCACCCCACUAGCCAGAGCAUUGUGAAGAGAGAAAUAUCGUAAUCCCCCAGAUGGAGUAAGAAUCGUACAGAAAACUGAAAAUAAAGUCAUAGGCUGUCUUUGUUUUAGAGAAAUUGUUUAGUGUGAGUCUGGGGGUGCGCGUUAAUGGAUCUAGAGCCAAAUUUACAAAGGUAUUUAGGCACGUAAGCAGGUGAGGUAGCUAAAUCCCAUUGAAAGUCAAUGGAUGUUAGGCACCUAAGUCCCUUCCCUUUGUAAAUCAGACCUUUAGUGUUUUAGCUUGAAUAAGAAGAUCUGAAAAAGACUCUUCCCCUCAUGCUUUGUAUUUAAUCAACUGAUUAAAAAUAAGAGGUUAAUUUUUCACCUGAAACUCCUUUUUAAGUCACUGUAUAUUGAGCUCUCUCUAAACAUGAUUACAAUUGAUCAGUUUCUUCAAGACCCCACAGAGGUAUUUUCUUUGGGAUAAGAAAUGGAUUACUUUCCUAUUUCCUUGUUCCUUCUUCUUGUUUGGAGGCUGAGGUGGGCUCUGUUCAGCAGGCAAAAAUAUGUGUAGGCAGUACGAACCCAGUGAGUACCGCUGGGGCAGACUAGCAUAAUUCACCCAUGUCCCUGAGGAUGCAGGGCUCAGGCAUUGUGUGGCCACAGCGCAGAGUCUGUAUCAGUCUCUUCCUUAAUAUCAUUCACUUGGAUCACACAUCCCAAGCAUUUUGCUAAGGCCAAACUUGCCAACCCUAAAUAAAGCCCAUCUAAUUCAUAGGAAUAACUCCCUGCCCCCUGUUAUCAUGCUGUCUUUGCCUUUUGUCUUGUGGUUUCUAUGUCCCAUGCUGAGCUGUCAUGUACUUAUGCAAAUUACACAGGACAAACAUCGAGGGGUUGCUGUACCAUAAUGCACAAUAUGCUGCCGUAGAACAUAGUGGAAUAAAUUACACAACUAUAAAUAACCACUUUACUCUUGCCUGAGACAUGGUAACUUGGAUGGUGCAUCAAAAAUGAAAAGCACUGGUGUUAAGGGGAAUUAUUAUUAUUUAUCAGCAACUAGUUUAUUUUAAUGUACAGCUUCUUGUAACCCUGCCUGGGCACUUUUUAUUAAGGUGCUUAUUUUUUAGCUAAAACUAUUCCGCAGUCAAGAAUACGUAGUAUUAAAUAUCUCAAAGCUAGAACUGUCAGUUCCUUACGCCAAUAAAUGCAGCUGCGGUAUUUGAAAAGUUUCAUUGCCAAACCUUAAAAAAUGGGAAAUAUGAGCCAAAAGGUUUAGGCUUGUAAAGGGUAGGCCACAUUUCAAUGAAGUCUGGACCAAUUUAUGGUUUUGGGUCAAAACCAAGUAAAUUAAAUGAUUGUGUGGUUUCCCCCCAAACCCACUCACAAGUUACAGUUUUAGCUGAGCUUCACAUUGAGUUUUCAGUUCACUUGAAGAUGUAGUGCAAUCUUUGGCACUGGUUAGAUGGCACUACAGCGUACUUAGGUAUUAUUAUAUUAAUGUAACUGGAGUACAAGGCUUCUGACCGAUUAGAAAUUAUACAAUUUAUUUUAUUGUUUUAAUCUUAAUACAGAAAGGUAUUUUUUGUAACUCUGGUCUCUCUGAAUGGUUUGUGAUGUAUCCAGUGCAUUAUAUGUUUGAAAAAAUUCUAAUGAGUUUUAUGUAGAAUGGCCUAUGGAAUUCAGCCUAGUAACUGGUGAGUAGUUAUUUAUGAAUACGGAGUAUGAAAAUGUUGACAUAUUAAAAUAUUAAUAACUCAAUGA
This is a messenger RNA of Malaclemys terrapin pileata, 3486 nucleotides long. It is a transcript of the gene RASSF6, whose product is annotated as Ras association domain family member 6. The transcript is spliced from 13 exons. The record is from RefSeq and is a predicted model, not a curated record. The coding region runs from base 382 to 1416 and encodes 344 amino acids. Gene Ontology annotation, biological process: signal transduction. Lineage: Eukaryota; Metazoa; Chordata; Testudines; Emydidae.